AUGACGUCAUCCACCGCUGUCUUUUCAACACAACGGACACUUCCUGAGCGUCGUGGAACCGGGUUCGAAGAAGCAAGUGCACCGGAUGACUUUGAAACGCACCAAGCGAAGCGACGGUCAAGCGCUCGAGCAAAUCUGGACGAAGAGCGAAAGGGCAGUGACGAAGAUAACGAGGAUGCUACACCUCAAGUCUUUUGGCGAGCGAGUGUCAACGCAGUCGAAGGUACUGACUUGUCUGAGCCGACAACGUUUAAAGAUGCUGUUGAUGGACCGGAUCAAGUGCAUUGGCGUAAAGCUAUCUGUGCCGAUUUGGACUCGAUGAAACUUCGUGGCGUGCUUCGAGCGCCCAAACAGCCAGCUGGACAGCAUACCAUUGGCACCAAGUGGGUAUUCAAUAUCAAGCGGAUAGCUGAUGGAUCCAUCGAGAAAUACAAGGCGCGUCUCGUGGCAAAAGGGUUCAAGCAGAAAUAUGGCAUCGACUACACGGAGACGUUUUUCCGGUAG
This is a messenger RNA of Peronospora matthiolae, 504 nucleotides long. Lineage: Eukaryota; Oomycota; Peronosporomycetes; Peronosporales; Peronosporaceae. The record is from the annotation of a GenBank genome assembly.